Messenger RNA from Bufo gargarizans (Asiatic toad), 4247 nucleotides. RefSeq names its product ArfGAP with RhoGAP domain, ankyrin repeat and PH domain 2 (gene ARAP2). Gene Ontology annotation, biological process: signal transduction. Gene Ontology annotation, molecular function: protein binding; GTPase activator activity. Lineage: Eukaryota; Metazoa; Chordata; Amphibia; Anura; Bufonidae. The record is from RefSeq and is a predicted model, not a curated record.
AAGAUUAUUAUGUGAGGACAAAGUCGAAAUAGGAAGCAGGAAAAAUUAAAAGGAAGAAACAGACGCCUCAAACUGUACAUAAUUCCUGGAACGUUUGCACAACAGACAUUGUUUCUAGUCGAUGAGGAUAUUGAUAAGGGAUUUGGAAAUAUAUAAUGAAUUUCAGACUUCGUAAGGUAUUGGUCUGAAAUGAAAGGACUCAGGAUUUGUCAACCACAGUCUUCUACCAGUUAUGCAUAUACUAAUGUCUAAAAUCCAUAAUGGCCUCGAACAACAGAAACAGAUAUCUUAUUGACCAAAUGUUAACUGAUAUUCAUUUGGAAAUUUAUCAAACACUUUUCAGAAUAUUAGGAUACAAAACAGUUUCAGACUGUGCGCAACUAAAUCAUGAAACACUACAGGAAAUGGGAGUCUCCCUUACUGGACAUAGGAAGAGAAUUCUCAAAAAGAUACAAGAAUUGGAAGAGAAAUGUGGGAAUCUUGAAUAUUUUAAUAAUGAAAAACAAAAUACAAGUGAGGGUAUUUUAUCAGUUGAUGAGGAUGAAGACGGAACAAUACUUGGUGAAGGAGUCAUUGGUAUAGAUUCAGAACUUUAUAAUCUUCCAGUGGAAUAUAGGACAACUGCAGCAGUGGACUAUGGGAUGCACAACAAAACUGGUAAUGGAACUUCUAGGAUUUUAGAACAGAAUAGGCAGGAAAAAUCCUCUGAAUCCUCUGGUGAAAGUUGUGAUGAAACACUGGAAUAUACAGAACAACAGGACUCUGGAAACUUUUUUGAGUUUCGAGGACCCAUGAUUGAAAAUGAAUUGUAUAAAGAAAUGAAUAUAGAUGACAUGAAGAAAACUCACAUGAAGGCAGGUCCUACAAGAUCAUUCAUACUAAGGAACAGACCUGUCCCAGAUUUACCAGUUUCUGCUAGCACUAUAUCUUACAACAUCUAUACAAAAGGCACUACAGCAAUAGAGUCUUAUCCUGGGGGAACACUUACCCAGAGCUUGCAAAGAGAACAAUCUGGAGAUGAAAACUUUCCUCCUAUCUCACCAUAUGAAGAGACAUUUUUUUUCAGAGAUUCAGAGAACACAAAGGAAAACGCUGGUGAUGCAUUUUUAUUUUCCAGUAACAGUGAUGUGAGUGAAAGCAUAGCAUUCAAUACAAGUAAGCAACCCUCUUCUGAGAGGAAUACAGAUUUAUCACUGCAAGGAAGUUCAGAGGAGUCAAUAUAUUCAACAUUGGAGGAUAGCAAUAUUCGCUUGGGUUUAAAAAUAUUGUCCACUGAGGAAACACAAAGACGAUCAUUCCAAGAUACCAUGCUACAAAAUGUUGACUUAAGUCAUCUGCAAUCAACAACUCAAAAUCCGAAUUCAUUGUCAUCCCAAGAAGAGGUCUCAAUCACACCAUAUGCAUGCUUCUAUGAGUCAUAUAAAGCAUUGAAUAAAGCUGGCUGGUUAGAGAAACUUUCCCCACACAGUAGUCGAAUGUUUCAGAAAAGGUGGAUAAAAGUGGAUGGACAUCAUCUUUCUUACUACCAUAAUGACAGGGAUAUGUUCUCAAGAGGGAAGAUUUUACUGUCUGCCGUAUUGAAAACUCAAAAGCUUGGUGACAAUAAAUUUGAAGUUGUGAUGUCGCAAAAGACACUAGUCUUUCGAGCAGAAAAGGAAGGACACAGAAACGCCUGGAUAAGAACAUUACAAGACGCAUUAAGAAAUCAAGCGGGGAUGAAUCCCGUGCUCAGCACCUGUGAUAAAAGUGGAUACCUUGAAUUAAAGGGAUAUAAAACGAAAAUUUUUACUGUAGUAAAUGGAAGAAAAUUAUGGCUUAGCAAAAGCAAACAGGACUUCAAUACUGGAAUUGCCAUUACUGACAUCUCAAUGACGAUGGUCACCCUAAAAAAUACAGAUCGGAAAACCUUUGAGAUCAUAACACCUUUUCGGAAUUUUUGCUUUACAGCAGAGUCAGGUGAGAAGCAAGAGUGGAUUGAAGCAUUGCAGCAAUCAAUAGCAGAGACUGUUGCUGAUUAUGAAGUAGCUGAAAAGAUUAGGUUCAAUGAAUCGAACAGGAGUUGUGCAGAUUGCCGAGCUCCAAAUCCUGACUGGGCAUCCAUCAACCUCGCUGUUGUCAUCUGCAAGGACUGUGCCGGUCAACAUAAGACACUGGGAAGCAAAAUGUCAAACGUGCAUAACUUAAAACUAGACUCAGCCACUUGGAGCAAUGAACUUGUGGAGCUCUUCAUUGUUCUGGGAAAUGAAAAAGUUAAUAGCUUCUGGGAAGCAAAUCUUUUGCCUGAAAACAUGCUUUGUGUGACCUCCACUAUUAAUCAGAGAAGAUUAUUUGUCGUACAAAAAUACAAAGAAGGAAGAUUUAAAAAGAUACUUUCUCCUAGCCUGACUUCUCAGCAUCUAAAUGAGGCUUUGUGUACUGCAGUGACUCAAUCAGAUGUAUUGGAAACCAUGAUGUUAGUGUUUAGUGGAGCUGAUGUCAUGUGCACAACUGGAGAUCCAAUUAAUAGCACUCCAUACCUUCUAGCUAAAAUGGCUGGCCAGCGCUUACAGAUGGAAUUUCUACAUCAGAACAAGUUCUCAGGUUUCAAAUCAUCAGAAAAUUUGUCGGAAAAUGGCAGCAAUGUGUCUUAUUGUGGAUUCUUGUAUAAAGCAUCUUCAAACUUUUCAAAGAUGUCAACUAACCGAAAACAAAAAGAAGAUAUGAAAAAGUGGUGGUGCACCAUAGAAAAUAACCUGCUAAGCUACUAUGAAAAUGAAGAUCAUUCUGUUCCAGAGGGAUUUAUUGAUUUAACAGAAGCUAUAUGUUUGGAAGUCCAUUCAACAGAGUUUACUCUAAAUGCAAGGGCCAUAUUUACCUUUGAGAUCUACUUAUUGUCGGAACGUAUGUUUCUUUUCGGAGCUGAAAAUGCAGAGUCUCAGAGAGAAUGGACCAAGGCAAUAUCUAAGAAUUUUUUUCCUAUGGUAGAUGAAUAUUUAACAGAGUUAGAAUUUGAUUUAAUUGGAUAUUUAUACUACAAAGACACAUAUAGCCUUACAGAAUGGAAAGAAGGCUGGUUUGCUCUGGAGAAAAUCUGCUUAUACUACAGUCACGGGCAAGGAAGUGUUCAAGGAGACAAAAUUAAUCUGAAGAAACUACAAGAACUGACUCAAAGUUCAACGAUGAUAAAUGGAGAAAAGAGAAAUAUUGUAUUACUGGUUGAAAAUGGAAGGACAUUAUAUAUCUAUGGACAUACAAUACUGGAUUUUAUAGUCUGGCAUUGCGCAAUUGAAAAAGCAGCAGGUACAGAUGGCAAUGCACUACAGGAUCAGCAGCUCUGCAAAAACAACAUUCCUAUUAUUGUGAACAGUUGUAUGGCAUUUGUUACACAGUAUGGUUUAGGGAGCAAAUCUCUGUAUAUGAAGAAUGGGGAUUCACUUAAAGUAAGAGAGUUGUUAGAAGAUUUUAAAAAGGAUGCACGGAGCAUAAAACUAAAAGUCGGAAGACAUCAACUGGAAGAUGUGACUGAUGUUCUGAAAUGUUUCUUAUAUGAAAUAGAUGAUGCACUUCUGACAAAAGAACUUUAUCCAUAUUGGAUCUCUGCCCUAGAUAUUCAGAAUGAUCAGGAUCGGGUGAUAAUGUACAAAACUUUAAUUGAUACACUUCCAGCACUGAGCAAGACUACCCUGGCAGCUUUAAUUGAACACCUUUACAGAAUACAAAAAUGCUCAGAUGUCAAUCACCUUGAUGCACAAACUUUGGCGAAAGCAUUCGCUCCUUGCCUCUUUCAAACCAAUGGACAGCUUGAAGCAGAAGUCUGCGUUGUAGAGCAGCUGAUCUGUCGGUUUGCUGAGAUUUUUGAGAUAAGCCAGGAACAGCUGCAUCAAAUGGAUAUUGAAAACCGUUUUAUCACCAAAUGGAAUGACACCCAGAUUCAGCUUCCACAGUCCGGAGACUUGCUGCUGGAAGUAUUUUUAGAAAGAAAGGAUCCUGACAUGUCUGUUAUUAUAAGGGUAUCGCCUAAUAUGGCAGCUGCAGAGCUCACAAUUUGUGUAGCUGGAAUAAGAAACAUCAGCCUGUCGAAAGAUGUGUUUUGGACCACAUUUGAAGUAAUUGAGAAUGGAGAACUUGAACGCCCUAUGCAUUAUAAAGAAAAUAUUUUAGCAACAGUCCUGGAAUGGAGUAUGCUUCCAGACCCUGGAGCAGCCUGCCUGCUUGUAAAACCAUUUUACUCAAGUAAUAAUGUUGGUAAGUUUUUAUUUUCAUUCUAA